Molecule: messenger RNA, 3637 nt
Organism: Haliaeetus leucocephalus (bald eagle)
Lineage: Eukaryota; Metazoa; Chordata; Aves; Accipitriformes; Accipitridae
Gene: C2CD5
Product: C2 calcium-dependent domain containing 5
Exons: 28
Coding region: 1-3444 (1147 amino acids)
Biological process (GO): intracellular protein transmembrane transport; positive regulation of D-glucose transmembrane transport; positive regulation of vesicle fusion
Cellular component (GO): plasma membrane
Molecular function (GO): calcium-dependent phospholipid binding; calcium ion binding
Source: RefSeq, a predicted model, not a curated record
AUGGCGAUUCCUGAAAUAGGCUAUUAUGUGAUUGAAGGUGCAUUAAUAGAAAAACUGAUAAGGUGCUUCCUCCUUGCUGCUCUGAAUUUACGGAUAUGUGUCCAGCACACCAACAUUGCAGUUAAUGGAGAUGGUUUCAGUUAUUUUCUGGUAAAAUUUGGAAAUACAACAUUUAAGACAGAUGUGUAUCCCAAAUCACUUAAUCCUCAGUGGAAUUCUGAGUGGUUCAAGUUUGAAGUGGAUGAUGAGGAGCUACAAGAUGAGCCUCUCCAGAUCACAGUUCUUGAUCAUGAUACCUACAGUGCUAACGAUGCCAUUGGCAAAGUGUACAUAGAUAUUGAUCCUUUGCUCUAUAGUGAAGCAGCUACAGUUAUUUCAGGAUGGUUCCCAAUUUAUGAUACUAUUCAUGGUAUACGUGGAGAGAUAAAUGUGGUGGUGAAAGUAGAUCUCUUCAAUGAUUUAAACAGAUUUAGGCAGUCAUCCUGUGGAGUCAAGUUUUUUUGCACUACAUCUAUUCCGAAGUGUUACAGAGCAGUAAUAAUUCAUGGAUUUGUGGAAGAACUUGUAGUUAAUGAAGACCCGGAAUACCAGUGGAUAGACCGAAUUCGUACACCAAGGGCAUCGAAUGAGGCUAGACAAAGACUUAUUUCACUCAUGUCAGGUGAAUUGCAAAGGAAGAUUGGCUUGAAGGUGCUUGAAAUGAGAGGAAAUGCUGUUGUUGGUUAUUUGCAGUGUUUUGAUUUGGAGGGAGAGUCUGGACUAGUAGUGCGAGCCAUAGGAACAGCCUGCACAUUGGAUAAAUUAAGUAACACAUCAGCAUUUUUACCUGCAUGUAACUCCCCAUCCAAAGAAAUGAAGGAGAUUCCCUUCAAUGAAGAUCCCAAUCCCAAUACUCAUUCAUCAGGACCCUCCACCCCUCUGAAAAACCAAACCUAUUCCUUUUCACCUUCCAAGUCCUACAGUCGACAGUCCUCUUCUUCUGACACAGAUUUGAGUUUGACACCCAAAACUGCACCUUCCCCACAGGGACCUAGGAUUUUCCUGUUUCCCAGCUCCCCUACACUCUCUUGUGAUUCCCCACAUCUUAAAAAGUCCUGUCUCCUCCUCUCGGGGUCUAGCCUUAACCCUCUACACUCUAGCCAUGUCAGCCCAGUUGUUCUGAGGAAAAGUGUUUCUUUCACUGAAGAGCUGCUUCUGGCUGCUUCUGGAAUGGGCAGUGGGAGUGCUGGAAAAGAAGGGGGGCCAUUUAAAACUCUUUUAAGACAACAGACUCAGUCAGCUCUGGAACAAAGGGAAUUUCCAUUUUUUACCUUGACGACCUUUCCACCAGGCUUUCUUGUCCAUGUUGGUGGUGUUGUCAGUGCACGGUCUGUGAAGCUCCUGGAUCGCAUUCACAAUCCUGAUGAACCAGAGACACGAGAUGCAUGGUGGGCAGAAAUCAGACAAGAAAUAAAAUCCCAUGCCAAGGCAUUGGGUUGUCAUGCUGUAGUGGGCUACAGUGAAUCAACUAGCAUUUGUGAAGAGGUCUGUAUUUUGUCCGCGUCUGGCACAGCAGCUGUACUGAACCCUAGGUUUCUUCAGGAUGGCACCAUGGAAGGCUGUUUGGAACAAAGGUUGUCAUGGCAGCCUGGCUUCUUUUCCAUAGGGAUUGAAGAAGCUUCACCACCAGGUUGUGGAUUUUGCCAUAUACCAUAUGAUGAAUUGAACAUGCCAUUCCCUGCUCACCUCACUUAUUGUUACAACUGCAGGAAGCAAAAAGUUCCUGAUGUCCUUUUCACCACAAUUGAUCUUCCUGUAGAGGCAGUAGUUAUUGGGAAGGGAUGUCUUAUUCAAGCCAGGUUAUGCCGACUAAAGAAGAAAGCUCAAGCUGAAGCAAAUGCAACAUCUAUCAGUAAUCUCUUGCCAUUUAUGGAAUAUGAAGUGCACACCCAACUGAUGAAUAAACUUAAGCUGAGAGGGAUGAAUGCUCUGUUUGGGCUGAGAAUUCAGAUCACUGUGGGUGAAAAUAUGCUAAUGGGAUUGGCAUCUGCAACAGGUGUGUAUCUAGCAGCUUUGCCAACACCUGGUGGUAUUCAGAUUGCUGGGAAGACUCCAAAUGAUGGCACCUAUGAGCAGCAUAUAUCUCACAUGCAAAAGAAAAUAAAUGAUACGAUAGCAAAAAACAAGGAACUUUAUGAGAUUAAUCCUCCAGAGCUACCUGAAGAAAUCAUUGGGUCUCCCAUUCCAGAGCCAAGACAACGUUCCAGGUUAUUAAGAUCUCAGUCAGAAAGCUCUGAUGAAGUUACAGAGCUAGACCUUUCACAUGGGAAGAAGGAUGCUUUUGUAUUGGAGAUUGAUGAUACUGAUGCAAUGGAAGACGUACAUUCUUUACUGACAGAUGUUCCACCACCUUCUGGUUUUUACAGUUGCAACACAGAAAUUAUGCCUGGUAUAAAUAACUGGACACCAGAAAUUCAAAUGUUCACAGCAGUAAGAGUAUCCAGAUUAAGCAACAUUAACCUAACAAAUCAAACACUUAAUAAGAACUUUAAUGAUCUCUGUGAGAAUCUGUUGAAGAGCUUGUAUUUUAAACUACGAUCUAUGGUUCCUUGCUGCCUUUGUCAUGUAAAUUUUACAGUGGCUCUACCAGAGGAUGAAUUAGUUCAGAUCGCAGUCACAGCUGUUGCAAUUACAUUUGACAAAAACCAAGCAUUACAAGCCAACAAAGCCCCUACAGAAAAAUCACAGCAAAGAGCAUCUACAGACAAUGAAGACCAGCUACAAUUUCCAUUGGAACUUUGCUCUGAUCCCCUUGCUUCUCAACCAUUCCCACCAGCUAAAGAAGUCCUGGAGGGUGCAAGUUCCCACACAGGUAUUCCUGCUGCUCAGAGAGCAACGUCAAUUGAUUACAGUUCCUUUGCAGACAGAUGCAACAGCUGGAUAGAGCUCAUUAAACUGAAAGCUCAGACCAUAAGGCGCGGAUCAAUUAAGACAACUGCUUCACUUGAUAAAGCAAGUCCAUUGGCUGAGGGAUACUUACGGCACCGUUCUGUUCCGUCAUGCACCAAUUCUACCGUCUCAGUUGUUAAGAUGACACCUCUUUCUUUUCUACCUGGGGCAAAAAUAACCAAGUAUCUUGGGAUAAUCAACAUGUUUUUUAUAAGAGAAACCACUUCUUUGCGUGAGGAGGGUGGUGUCAGUGGUUUUCUCCACGCGUUUAUUGCUGAAGUGUUUGCAAUGGUGAGAGCUCACGUUGCAGCUUUAGGGGGGAAUGCAGUUGUCUCAUACAUAAUGAAGCAGUGUGUCUUUAUGGAGAAUCCAAACAAAAAUCAGGCUCAGUGUUUAAUAAAUGUCAGUGGUGAUGCGGUCAUCUUUGUACGUGAAUCUGAGUUAGAAAUGUUACCAGUACAACCUUCUACGGUUGUUUCUCAACCAACAAGUUCUGGAGGAGAUGUCACAACAUGAAGACAGAAAAAGUGAGAUAGUCUUUGCCAAAUAUAAAGAUUAUUUAAAUGUGGGAAUGUUUAGGUUUGCAUCUUCAAAAUCAGUAUCUCCCUGUAACAUUAAUAGCCAAAAUCCAAGACAAUCACUAUACUUUGUCCUUUAACUUUAUGUAAUAGUCAGGGCAGCAUAUUGGCAGGGUUGGUCUGCUUUUUUU